UUUAAAAUUAUAGAAGUUUAUUUUACCAAACAAAGCAUCUCCUCCCACAUAAUAUCCUCCUGUUUCCCAUCUAGAAUUGGGUACUAUAAAUGUGAAGUUUGCCGGCCGGACGGACUGCCGGAGCUACGACACUGCUACAGAAGCCGCCACCGGUCUGCUAGGAGUGACAGAAGUGAACAUGUUGCUUCAAAACUGGACCUUUUCUUCUUCCCGAAUGUUGCAGUCUACAAAUCAAAACAACAGAAUCGAUUACGAUUCUACUCGUCGUUACUCGAGAAGAAGAAACCUCAAAGCGUCUCUUAGAGUUGGAACCGACGUGAUCGUUGAAAUAGCUCACAAUAAGGCAUUGAUAGCAGCAGCAGUCUGUGGUGCAGUUGGACAGUUGGUAAAACCUUUUACUGCUUCCAUUUUGUAUCGAAGAGAUUUUGAUCCAAAAGCUGCGAUUCAGGCGGGAGGGUUUCCUUCAACCCAUUCUUCUGCAGCUGUGGCUACUGCAAUGUCUGUUGGUCUGGAAAGGGGUUUCUCGGAUUCCAUUUUUGGAUUAGCCGUUGUCUAUGCUGCUCUUACCAUGUAUGAUGCACAGGGUGUUAGAAGGGAAGUGGGAGUUCAUGCAAGAACAUUAAACAAAGUAUUGAACACAUAUUCUUGUGAUGCCAGUGGUUUGAUUGAAUCAGAAACUGGGAAAUUGGAGGAAACAAGUAGUAGCAGUCUUAGGCCAGAGCUGCAUAAAGAUACAAUACUUGUUAUGGUAUCUAAUAAGAAAAGGGAAAAAGGGUCAAAACCCAUCUCUGGUUCACUGAAAGAAUCAAUUGGUCACACUGAAAUUGAAGUUGCUGCAGGUGCCUUAUUGGGUUUAAUUGGGAGCUUAGCAGUCUACUCUUUAUGACAUUUGUAAUCUCUCUCUUGGAUUCUUUAUUAUAUGUACUUUCAUGAAGCCAUUUAGAUUUACUCAAAAGUUGCAGUUACCACUUAUCACCAUC
Messenger RNA from Cynara cardunculus var. scolymus (artichoke), 980 nucleotides. RefSeq lists its product as uncharacterized. Lineage: Eukaryota; Viridiplantae; Streptophyta; Magnoliopsida; Asterales; Asteraceae. The record is from RefSeq and is a predicted model, not a curated record. Bases 179 to 886 code for a protein of 235 amino acids. The transcript is spliced from 5 exons.